GUCAUGGGGGGGUCAUGUCACGUUAUUGGUCAUGUCCCCGACUAGUCACGCGCAGAGACAAUUGCAGUCUGAACAUAAGGAUACAUAUGGUUUAGUAUUCCAUUCCAAGUGAUUCCAUGCAGCACGGAAUGGUUUUCAUAUUUGUAAACACCCUUCACUUGCGUUGCGUUCGUGUCAGGUUUUGUUGAGUUGAUCGGCGAGUAACAUGGCGGUGGAUAUGAAGACGCUUCUCACGAAUUUGCUUGCUGCGCUUUCUGAGAACUCGUCGCCUUCAAAUAUCACAGAACUAAAAACGAUAUUAGCUACGGCAAGGCCAGAAGCAAUAUACGUUAAUGUUAGAAAUACUGACCUUGCCCCGCUGUUCAACUUUCUGCAAACGCAUCACGGGGUGGAACAUGAAGACCUAAUUGAAAUCUUUGGCAAGCUCUUGGAUUCGUUUCCUUCUAAAGUGUUGAUGUCAGCUAUGAAGAUACAAAUUACCAGGACUUUAAAGUGUAACUCUACAGCUUUGAAGGGUGUGCUGCUCCGUCAACUGAUCCGGUGCUGCAAAGACAAUUCAACUUUGUGCGAUGUUGCAACGGACCGCCACUUGUUGGAGUCCGUGGUGCAGCUUCUCGGUGAUGAGGACACGUGGACUUCCAAGCAAAGUGCAGCCAUCCUUAAAGAAGUUACUCGUGAAAAGGAAGCUCUAAGCGCAUUGUUACAUCCACCACUGACGAAAGUCAUGGGUGAGGUGAUGGAUCGAGGAGACAUAUACAGGUUCCGUGUUCACGAUGUUCUGGUGGACGUGGCUAAAGCUUCUCGGGAAAACAUGGAACGCGUCGUUGAAAGCGGAUGUCUCAAGUGCCUUCUCGACGAAAUGAACGGCAACGACAUCCUUGUGAAACUGAAUGCAUUGGAGUUGCUCACUGACCUUGCAGCUACACCACAUGGUCUGGACUACCUUGAGAAGGUGGGAAUGGUAAACAAACUAAGGGACAACAUCAUGGCUCUCAGUGCAGACCCCCUGGCCAGUUUCCUUGCCCCAGGAUUGCUCAAAUUCUUUGGUAACAUUGGCCUGAGCAGCCCGCAGAGGCUCGUGUCACGUUACCCCCAAGUACUGGAUUUUAUAUUAGACUGUGUUCAAGAAAGUGACCUGUCCUGCCAGCUGGUUAGUAUUGAAACAGUUGGUGUCAUCAGUGCUUCUACACAGGGAAAGUGCUCCUUGAAGCAAUUUGAUAACAAGAUGAAGAUGUACAUGAAAAAGCUUAGGGAAAACAUCAAUGGAACCAAAAAUGAGAUCAGAGUACGCUCUCUUGGUGCCCUUGCCAAUGUUCUCCAUGUGGAGGAGCCAUCAGAAGACAUGCUAGCCCUCACUGAGGCAUGGUACGGAGCAUUGGGAGAUGGAUCUACGAAACUUCUGCUUCAGAUCUGCAAGCAGCCGUUUCCAGAUUUGCGAUGCGGGGCCCUCGCUGUACUGCGCGAAUUGGCACUCCAGGCAUGGGGACAGGAUGUACUCUUGGCCCAGCCGGGCUUCCUUGAGUACCUGCUGGACCGUUCCACUGAGCCAGACAAAGAAGGCAAAGAAGCAAAGUUCACGGUUGUUGCUGCCUUUGUGCAGUCCCGCAUGCCUUCGCGCAGAAUUGCUGCGGAAGAUUUGGAGCGUCUCAUGUCGUACUACAGGGAGGGGCCGUUUCAUUCUGAAGCAGUAACAGCUGUCGCGUUUGAAGGAGCAACAUGAAAGCGGUGUAACUCGCAUUCUGAAGCUACGUUGGUCGUGAACAACUGUGUGUGUGCUUCACUUCUGAUUUUAACAAUGGCACGAUUUCAAUGUUCAGUCGGGCACACAUUGCGAGCGGCACAUUACGCUACGUAACUGGACACCAGGGUUUUUACAUACUGCAUGUUAAUGCCUUGAAGUUUCUCUAUGUAAAUGUAACGGAUGUAAAUGAAUGUAUAAGUAAAGAUAUCGACUCUUCUGUG
This is a messenger RNA of Ornithodoros turicata, 1962 nucleotides long. RefSeq names its product 26S proteasome non-ATPase regulatory subunit 5-like. Gene Ontology annotation, cellular component: cytosol. Gene Ontology annotation, biological process: proteasome assembly. The record is from RefSeq and is a predicted model, not a curated record. NCBI's taxonomy places the organism in Eukaryota, Metazoa, Arthropoda, Arachnida, Ixodida, Argasidae. Bases 206 to 1720 code for a protein of 504 amino acids. The transcript is spliced from 7 exons.